AUGUUGCUCUUGCUCACUCUUGAUUUUAUAGGCCACAAGCUCUCGAUCUUUGCUAGAAGGAUGCGAAGAAAUUUUGUUACACGAAAACUUGGUUCCCAAGAAGAGAAUAGCAGUAUGAGCAGGUGGUCCGAACAAGUUCCAGAAGAUAUCAUGCAAUCGAUUCUGCAACGACUCUCCAUAUCAAAUUAUGUACGAUGCACGGCAGUGUGCCAUUCUUGGAGAGCCUCUGUUGACAUGGCAAUUGCCACCAAGCAUAGCCCUCCUGCUCCCCAACAUCCAUUGCUUAUGGUCUGCUCUCACCGUUCGUGCUUGAGAGACCAUUGCUUCUAUAAGUCCAAGUGUUGA
Prunus armeniaca (apricot) is the source of this 345-nucleotide messenger RNA. Lineage: Eukaryota; Viridiplantae; Streptophyta; Magnoliopsida; Rosales; Rosaceae. The record is from the annotation of a GenBank genome assembly.